Knipowitschia caucasica is the source of this 711-nucleotide messenger RNA. The record is from the annotation of a GenBank genome assembly. NCBI's taxonomy places the organism in Eukaryota, Metazoa, Chordata, Actinopteri, Gobiiformes, Gobiidae.
AUGUCACCGCACAUGGAUUACUUCUACCAGCACGAACAGCGGGCCUCAGCGCUGGGUUUGACCGGGGAGGACGCUCUGGAUCCCGGGGCGAUCAGUUGUAUGCUCGUGGGAGACCCAGCCGUGGGGAAGACCAGCAUGGUGGUCAGCUACACGUCCAAUGGGUAUCCCGCGGAAUAUCUGCAGACAGGGUUCGAUGUUUUCUCUGGGCAGGUCCAGGUGGAAGGGUCCCCAGUCAAAGUGCAGCUCCUGGACACAGCUGGACAGGAAGAGUUCGACGAGUUCCGGGCUCUUUCCUACGGCCAAACGGACGUCUUCCUGCUCUGCUUCAGCGUGGUCAACCCCACAUCCUUCCAUAACAUCACCAAGAAGUGGAUCCCAGAGAUCCGCGCACACAACCCGUCUGCGCCCAUUGUCCUGGUGGGCACCCAGUCGGACUUACUGCUGGACGUCAACGUCUUGAUCAACCUGGACAGCUCCAAUGUUAGCCCCAUCGUGAAGAACAGAGCCAAAAGCAUGGCGGAGAAAAUCAGGGCUGCGGACUACGUAGAAUGCUCCUCACUCACACAGAAGAACCUGAAGGAGGCUUUCGAUGCUGCCAUUUUUGCCGCCAUCAAAAGCAAAACGCGGAAAGGCAAAAAGAGGAGGUUCUCAGACCGACGCACCAAAGCCUUCUCCAGUUGCAGCUGGAAGAAGUUCUUCUGUUUCAUUUGA